CACCCCUUAAACCCUCGUCUCUCUAUCCCUGUUCACUCUCCGUACCCCUCCUCUCUCUCUCUCUCUCUCCUAAAUUAGGGUUUUAGGGCACGACAAAGGCGAUCGAGUUGGCGUUGCAGCGGAGCACCGUUUCCUUCUCCCUCCUCCUCCUCCUCCUCCUCCUCCUACUUCUACCCACGUGAGGGGUUUCCGAGGCGACGCUCACGCCCCCGCUCAACGGCCGUGUUCACCCCUCUCUCGCCCAAGACGGCGCCUUGUGGCUGCGGCGGCGCGAAGCUGGGGAGAGUCAUCGGCUCCAUGGCGAUGGGCGUUCCCGCCCACGGCGGCGCUCUCCGACCGUGCCCCGCCUCUUCGUCUUCGCGGCUUUGCUCCUCUGCCCUUCGCCCCGUCCCCGGGUCUCCGCGGCCGCCUCUGAAGCCCUUCCCAGGCCCAAGAAGGCAGGAAUUUUGUACGCUUCAUAGGUUGGAUGCUCAUGCUUCUGAUUUUAGAGUAUGUUAUCAAUCUUCAGAAUGGCGCUCCACUCUCAGCAAACUGAAUACUGUGGAGUCAGAUUGGGAUAAAGAGAGAACCAUGUUAAAGAUUAAAAAGCGCACUAACCAAAUUCUUAAAGAUGCUUAUGAUGGCCGGAUUUCUUUAAAGGGCACACAACGAAAAGAUCAGUUGCUUGAAGGAAAAAAGUAUUACCUGGGACCGUUACAAGACAGCAGUGCUCCUAAAUAUGCUAAUUAUCCUAAUGUGGAAAUUAGAGAGAGAUCAGCAUCUCAUUUUGCUACAAGUAGGCAUUCUAAUUUGGAUUUGGACACAAACCGUAUGAUGGAUCUUACUAGACAAUCUGAGUCUUUCCUGUCAGAGGCUGUUAGCAAGAAGAUCAAACCUAAUGGGUCUCAUGUAUCGAAAGAAACAAUUGAAGGGCAAUAUAUUUCUUCUAAAACUUCUCAGGAACAAGUUAAUGCUCUCAGGAAGCCUGAAAACUUACGUGCAGAACUUGCUUGCGUGUAUGAUAAAGUUCUCGUGGUUGAUAACAUCUUGGCAGCUAAGAAAGUUGUUCGACUGCUUACAACAGCAUACAGAAGAUUUGUUUAUGCAUGUGAUACAGAGGUAUCUAAUAUUGAUGUGAAACAAGAGACACCUGUUGGUCAUGGGGAAAUCAUAUGCUUUAGUAUCUAUUCUGGUCCAAAAGCUAACUUCGGCAAUGGAAAAUCUUGCAUUUGGGUGGAUGUACUUGAUGGUGGUAGGGAUAUUCUGAUGGAGUUCGCUCCAUUUUUUGAAGAUCCAUCAAUCAAGAAGGUUUGGCAUAAUUAUAGUUUUGAUAGUCAUAUUAUAGAGAACUAUGGUAUCAAGCUCUCUGGGUUUCACGCCGAUACAAUGCAUCUAGCACGGCUUUGGGACUCUUCAAGGAGGGCGGAUGGAGGGUAUUCACUUGAAGCACUUACAAGCGACCCCAAAGUUAUGUCUAGUGGAGACUCAAAACAUAAUAGUGGAUUAAGUGCUGCAAAGGUAUCAAUGAAAGCCAUCUUUGGUAAAAAAAAGGUUAAAAAAGAUGGAUCCGAAGGAAAAGUGAUCACUUAUGAUCCAGUUGAGAAACUUCAAAGGGAGGAUCGUGAAUUAUGGAUUUGCUACUCUGCUUUGGAUUCGAUAAAGGCUCUCGAACUUUUUGAGAGCUUGAAAAGGAAGCUUGAGGACGUCAAGUGGAUUGUUGAUGGUGAAACUAGAGGAUCAAUGUUUGAUUUUUAUGAAGAGUAUUGGCGCCCUUUUGGCGCUCUUUUGGUCAAAAUGGAAACUGAGGGAAUGCUUGUAGAUCGUUCAUACCUUUCAGAAAUAGAAAAGGUAGCUAUUGCUGAGCAGCAAUUAGCUGCAGCAAGGUUCCGGAAGUGGGCAAGUAAGUACUGUGCUGAUGCCAAGUACAUGAAUGUUGGAAGUGACACUCAAAUCCGUCAGCUUUUCUUUGGUGGCAUCCAGAAUAGUAAGACUCCCGAUGAAACUUUGCCGGAAUCUAAAACUUUCAAAGUGCCAAAUACUGAGAAUUUGAUUGAGAAGGGGAAGAAAAGUCCUUCUAAAUAUAUCACUAUUACGCUCCAUAAAAUAGUGGAUGAUAUGCGAACUGAGAUGUUCACAGCUAGUGGGUGGCCUUCAGUUAGUGGUGAUGCUUUGAGAGCACUUGCUGGAAAGAUCACGGCAGAUCAGAUCUAUAUGAUGGAAGAUGACUGUGGGGACAAAUCAGAUAUUAGUUUGGUUGAGGGUUCUUUGGUUGAGGAAAACAAAGAAACACCGGCCACAACUACAGAUGAUGAAGACUUAUCUGCAUAUGGCACAGCUUAUCAUGCUUUUGGAGGAGGAAAGGAGGGGAAGGAAGCGUGUCGCGCUAUAGCAGCUCUUUGUGAGAUUUGCUCCAUUGAUUCGUUGAUAUCCAACUUCAUUCUUCCAUUGCAGGGGAAUCAUAUUUCGUGUGAUAAUGGCCGGGUUCAUUGUUCAUUGAAUAUCAACACUGAAACUGGGCGCUUGUCAGCUAGGCGACCAAAUCUGCAGAAUCAACCUGCACUAGAGAAGGACCGUUACAGAAUUCGUCAGGCUUUUGUUGCUGGCCCUGGAAACUCUCUAAUUGUCGCUGAUUACGGGCAGCUGGAACUUAGGAUCUUAGCACAUCUUGCAAACUGUAAAAGCAUGUUGAAUGCCUUCAAAGCUGGUGGUGAUUUCCACUCUAGGACAGCUAUGAAUAUGUACACAUAUGUCCGUGACGCUGUUGAAGAAAAGAGAGUGCUUCUUGAGUGGCAUCCUCAACCUGGUGAAGAGAAACCUCCAGUUCCGUUGUUGAAGGAUGCUUUUGCUUCCGAGAGAAGGAAGGCCAAGAUGCUUAAUUUCUCUAUUGCAUAUGGAAAGACACCUGUUGGGCUCUCAAGGGAUUGGAAGGUUUCUUUAAAGGAAGCAAAAGAGACAGUCAAACUCUGGUAUAAAGAAAGACAAGAAGUUUUGCGGUGGCAAGAGAAACGCAAAAGGCAAGCACUGGAGAUGCAAUGUGUUCACACAUUGCUUGGAAGGUCACGCCGGUUCCCUUCUAUUGUUAAUCCCGGUCCUGGUCAGAGGGGUCACAUUGAGCGAGCUGCUAUCAAUACUCCUGUACAGGGCAGCGCUGCUGAUGUUGCAAUGUGUGCCAUGCUUGAGAUUGACAGAAAUGAGCGUCUCAAGGAGCUCGGGUGGAGAUUACUAUUGCAGGUGCACGAUGAAGUGAUACUGGAAGGGCCCACAGAGUCUGCGGAGCUGGCGAAGGCUAUAGUAGUCGAGUGCAUGUCCAAACCCUUCAACGGCCACAACUUCCUCAAGGUUGACCUCGCUGUCGAUGCCAAGUGUGCGCAGACUUGGUAUGCAGCCAAAUAACUGGGGACCCAGUUUUCGUUCAUAUGUCGACUCAUCGUGUUUCGAGCUGGUAUUUGAUACUAAGAUUGAAGGCCGCUGUGCCAAAUUUAAGCUCUAAGUGGCAUUGUUGUUGGUUAUUUGAUCGAGGAGGGCGAGGUGUCGCGUCGGCAAUAUAAGUAUAUGAUCCUGUGUAUAAUAGUGGCUUCCUUCGGGGAUCAAACAAAUACGGGAGCUAUUUGUAGGCUUCGCCGUCCUCUAUGUUCUUGUAUUGGUGCAAUUGCAUUUCGCCUGCAUUGAAUUAUCAAGCAUGCAAGCUCCCAUCGUCGGAAUGUUUGAGGUUUUGAUGUGGUCACGCUCAUCAUUUAGUUCUAUAGAGGCUUCCCUGGUGCGGGACGCAAGUGCUCUGUACUAACUCAGAAGGUAAAUUCAGAACACACUUGAUCCAUUCUUGUAUUAUCCUGUAAGCAUCGUGUGGUACACAUUUGUUGUUUUCAUCUCUUCUAUUGUGUUAUACUGUAACAGCAAGUAAAUCUUUGUUCCUCUAUUUCAGAGAAAAGUAGAAAUUUAUUUUUAUCAAAAUUGAAUGAAAAUUUUGAUACAA
This is a messenger RNA of Ananas comosus (pineapple), 3952 nucleotides long. RefSeq names its product DNA polymerase I A, chloroplastic-like. The coding region runs from base 298 to 3372 and encodes 1024 amino acids. NCBI's taxonomy places the organism in Eukaryota, Viridiplantae, Streptophyta, Magnoliopsida, Poales, Bromeliaceae. The record is from RefSeq and is a predicted model, not a curated record. The transcript is spliced from 12 exons. Gene Ontology annotation, biological process: double-strand break repair; DNA-templated DNA replication. Gene Ontology annotation, molecular function: DNA-directed DNA polymerase activity; 3'-5' exonuclease activity; DNA binding.